This is a messenger RNA of Cladophialophora yegresii CBS 114405, 465 nucleotides long. RefSeq lists its product as uncharacterized. Bases 1 to 465 code for a protein of 154 amino acids. The record is from RefSeq and is a predicted model, not a curated record. NCBI's taxonomy places the organism in Eukaryota, Fungi, Ascomycota, Eurotiomycetes, Chaetothyriales, Herpotrichiellaceae. Gene Ontology annotation, molecular function: transcription corepressor activity. The transcript has a single exon.
AUGGUGAGUUCAAGUCCACGUCCCCUGUACAAAGUCAACAAGAAGCGCCCCGGCGCGGAGCGUCGCAACGCAACCACUGUCCCCUUCCCUUUUCCGCGGAGACGAUGCCUAACGGGACUUAACCCCCAGUCGACGCCCACCCCGCCGCCCCUUCCUGGUGGUGGGUUCAACAACACCAGCUCGGCCCUCUCGGCGCAUCACGCAACGACCACGCACGCCCCGCCGCCGCCGUCAUCCGAGACAGGCCAAGAAGCCACGACGAAGCUCGCCGAGGCGAUUGACGACUUUUUGGGCGAUCUGGAGAAGAAAUUCAAGGGCAUCAGUGACGAGAUCCUCACCAAGCUGGACGAUAUGGCGGAGCGGUGUGACCGGUUGGAGCAGGAGAUGCUCGUGAGGGAGACGAGCAGUAAUGCGCUGGAGGGGGUCGGGGCGAAGGGGCCGGGCAGUCAGGCUGGGCCGGGGUGA